CUCCGCCUACAGGAGCCAAUUACGCUCACGCCCUCUUCCGACGCUGCCCGGGGCCCGGGAAGUAGUCUGCGCAGGCGCUGUAGAACAGUGGCGCUUUCUGGGUAAAGAUGGACGUCCACGAUCUGUUUCGCCGGCUCGGCGCGGGGGCCAAAUUCGACACGAGACGCUUCUCGGCAGACGCAGCUCGAUUCCAGAUAGGAAAAAGGAAAUAUGACUUUGAUUCUUCGGAGGUGCUUCAGGGACUGGACUUUUUUGGAAACAAGAAGUCUGUCUCAGGUGUGUACAGUGGAGCAUCACAAACACAUCAGAAGCCCCAAAAUGGAGAGAAAAAAGAAGAGAGCCUAACUGAAAGGAAGAGGGAGCAGAGCAAGAAAAAAAGGAAGACGAUGACUUCAGAAAUUACUUCCCAAGAAGAAGGUGCUACUAUACAGUGGAUGUCAUCUGUAGAAGCAAAGAUUGAAGACAAAAAAGUUCAGAGAGAAAGUAAACUAACUUCCGGAAAGUUGGAGAAUCUCAGAAAAGAAAAGAUAAACUUCUUGCGGAAUAAACACAAAAUUCACGUCCAAGGAACCGAUCUUCCUGACCCAAUUGCUACAUUUCAGCAACUUGACCAGGAAUAUAAAAUCAAUUCUCGACUACUUCAGAACAUUCUAGAUGCAGGUUUCCAAAUUCCUACGCCAAUCCAAAUGCAAGCCAUCCCAGUUAUGCUGCAUGGUCGGGAACUUCUGGCUUCUGCUCCAACUGGAUCUGGAAAAACAUUAGCUUUUAGCAUUCCUAUUUUAAUGCAGCUGAAACAACCUGCAAAUAAAGGCUUCAGAGCCCUGAUUAUAUCACCAACACGAGAACUUGCCAGCCAGAUUCACAGAGAGUUAAUAAAAAUUUCUGAGGGAACAGGAUUCAGAAUACACAUGAUCCACAAAGCAGCAGUGGCAGCCAAGAAAUUUGGACCUAAAUCAUCUAAAAAGUUUGAUAUUCUUGUGACUACUCCAAAUCGACUAAUCUAUUUAUUAAAGCAAGAUCCCCCCGGAAUCGACCUAACAAGUGUUGAGUGGCUUGUAGUAGACGAAUCAGAUAAACUGUUUGAAGAUGGCAAAACUGGGUUCAGAGACCAGCUGGCUUCCAUUUUCCUGGCCUGCACAUCCCACAAGGUCCGAAGAGCUAUGUUCAGUGCAACUUUUGCAUAUGAUGUUGAACAGUGGUGCAAACUCAACCUGGACAAUGUCAUCAGUGUGUCCAUUGGAGCAAGGAAUUCUGCAGUAGAAACUGUAGAACAAGAGCUUCUCUUUGUUGGAUCUGAGACUGGAAAACUUCUGGCCAUGAGAGAACUUGUUAAAAAGGGUUUCAAUCCACCUGUUCUUGUUUUUGUUCAGUCCAUUGAAAGGGCUAAAGAACUUUUUCAUGAGCUCAUAUAUGAGGGUAUUAAUGUGGAUGUUAUUCAUGCAGAGAGAACACAACAACAGAGAGAUAACACAGUCCACAGUUUCAGAGCAGGAAAAAUCUGGGUUCUGAUUUGUACAGCCUUGCUAGCAAGAGGGAUUGAUUUUAAAGGUGUGAACUUGGUGAUCAACUAUGACUUUCCAACCAGCUCAGUGGAAUAUAUCCACAGGAUAGGUCGAACUGGAAGAGCAGGGAAUAAGGGAAAAGCAAUUACAUUUUUCACUGAAGAUGAUAAGCCAUUAUUAAGAAGCGUUGCCAAUGUUAUACAGCAGGCCGGGUGUCCUGUACCAGAAUACAUAAAAGGUUUUCAGAAACUACUAAGCAAACAAAAGAAAAAGAUGAUUAAGAAACCAUUGGAAAGGGAGAGCAUUAGUACAACUCCAAAAUGUUUCUUAGAAAAAGCUAAGGAUAAACGAUGGAGUCUUGCUCUGCCACCUGUCACCCAAGCUGGAAUGCAAUGUCGCAAUCUCGGCUCACUGCAACCUCCACCUCCCAGGUUCAAGUGAUUCUUGUGCCUCAGCCUCCUGGGUAGCUGGGAUUACAGGCACCUGCCACCAUGCCCGGCUAAUUUUUUUGUAUUUUUACUAGAGACGGGGUUUCACCAUGUUGGCCAGGAUGGUCUCGAACUCGAACUCCUGGCCUCAUGUGAUCUCCCACCUCGGCCUCCCAAAGUGCUGGGAUUACAAGUGUGAGCCGCUGCACCUGGCCAACAUUUUUAAAUUUUAAUUUUCUGUCGCAACAGUUUCUGGGUGACACUUAGACCAGUGGAUUGGUAGUGAACCUUGUUAUGCUUGGCCACUUUGGUCACCUAAUCUGUCUUAAUAGACUUGUUGGUGGGAGAGGAGUGGGUCACAUCGGAACUGUUGUGCAUGUGUUACUCUUUGGAUGGUCUUAAAGCCAAGAUAACAAAUGCACUCCUUUCAGGCACUGAGCAGCAACUGAUGAAAGUUUUUACAAAGGUCAAAAAUCAACUAGAACAUAAGAUGGUGGCUAUGUUGAAUUUUAAUAAGAUACAUCAGUAUUUUAAAUAAUUAUACUUUAAAUGCUGAUUUGUUUUUGUUUUGAGAUGGAAUCUCUGUCGCUAAGCGGGAGUGCAGUGGCACGAUCUCUGCUCACUGCAACCUCCACCUCCCGGGUUCAAGUGAUUCUCCUGCCUCAGCCUCCUGAGUAGCUGGGAUUACAGGCACAUACCACCAUGCCCAGCUAAUUUUUGUAUUUUUAGUAGAGAUGGGGUUUCACCAUGUUGGCCAGGGUGGUCUUGAUCUCCUGACCUUGUGAUCCGCCCGCCUCGGCCUCCCAAAGUGCUGGGGUUAAGGCAUGACCCACCGCGUGCAGUCUAAAUGCUGAUUUUUAUAAGUUUAUAGCAUUUAUACUUCUGGGGCUUUUUGUUUGUUUGUUUUUUGAGACAGGGUCGCAAUCUGUCACCCAGACUGGAGUGCAGUGGCACAAUCAGGGCUCACUGCAGCCUCGACCUCCUGGGCUCAAGCAGUCCUCCCAUCUCAGCCCCCUGAGAAGCUGGGACUACAGGCUUAUGCCACUGUGCCUGGCUAAUAUUUUUUAUUUUUAGUAGAGAUGGGGUUUCGCCAUGUUGCCCAGGCUGGUCUCAAACUCCUGGACUCAAGCGAUCUGCUUGCCUCUGCCUCCCAACGUGGUGGGAUUACAGGCAUGAGCCACUGCACCUGCCUUCUUCUGAGGUUAUUACAACUUAAUUUGUACUAAGACUUCGAAGACACUUGAUAUAAAUCUUGUCAUAUCAGCCCCCUGCUUAAGGUGCUUUGGUUGUGUCUCCAUUUUCUUCAUAUGUAAAGGCCAUACUACUUAUGUAUGUAUGUAUACUUAUGUAUGUAUGUAUACAUACUUAUGUAUGUAUAGCAUACAAGCAAGACCCAUCAUGAUCCAACUCUGGCUUACCUCUAUGUUAUAGAUGUUUCCUUAAUGAUCCCACCCAUGCCUAUAGGCUCAGCUCAUACUUCUAUGCUGAUAGCUCCUAAGGUCAUAUCUUCAGCCCCAACUUCCCCAUUGAGCUACAAACCUGAAUCGUUGUUGCCUAGUGGACCUCACUUCAGGCACCAUAAACUCAGCCCCAUGCAGUGAGUCGGGGAGGAACUGGAUUUGGAGCCAGAAGAACUGGUUCUAAUAUCUACUUCCCUGUGUAGAGUUGGGAUUUGGGAUUAUAUGAGUUAAUAUACACCAAAGAACUUUGUAUUACUGUAAUAAUAGUUUGCAAACAUUGAUUAUUUUCUCAAAACUUUUUCCCUUUAUCUGUUACCACUUAGUUAAUGACAUUCAACCUUCACUAGGCUAUAGGAUCAGACUGAUAGGAUUCGUGUCUAACAUGGAUUACCAGUGAGUGAUGACUGGCAAGUUACUCAACCACUCUGUGCCUCAUUUUCCUCAUCUGUAAACGGAGGAUAAUAAUAGAAUACUCCUCAUAAGUUGUUAGGAAAAUUACCCGAGUUAAUACAUGUAAAGCACUUAAUAACCGUUUCUAGCAUGUAGUAAGCACUGAAUCAAUGUGAACUCAUUAGGUCAGGAUCCGAAUCUAUCUGUCAUACCAUGUAGUAAUGUAGUUUACUGUGAUGGUUCUGCCUCACUUAGGUGAUUGUGAUUUUCUAAAGGGCAGAGACCAUGUCUAAUGCAUCUUUGUAUUCCUAGUGCCUCAUUAUUUCAUACACAGUACGUUUCAGUAAAUGUUCAUUAAACUGGUGGUAGGGUUAUGGAAAGUAAAUAU
Messenger RNA from Pongo pygmaeus (Bornean orangutan), 4168 nucleotides. It is a transcript of the gene DDX52, whose product is annotated as DExD-box helicase 52. The coding region runs from base 108 to 1943 and encodes 611 amino acids. The record is from RefSeq and is a predicted model, not a curated record. The transcript is spliced from 15 exons. Gene Ontology annotation, cellular component: cytosol. Gene Ontology annotation, biological process: maturation of SSU-rRNA. Lineage: Eukaryota; Metazoa; Chordata; Mammalia; Primates; Hominidae. Gene Ontology annotation, molecular function: nucleic acid binding; RNA helicase activity; ATP binding.